AUUAAUUUGAAUAGCUCAUCAUCAUGGAUUCUCUAAUGUGGUCAUUUUCUCAGGAAUAUAAUGUUAAACAACAACCAUCUUUUAAAAACUUCAAGACGAAAGUUGUUAAGGGAGGUUUUCAAUCAGAUUGGAAAGCAACUCCAUCCAAUGAUUCAUCACCUUCUUCACCACCUGCUACUGGUUUAGUUUCCAAUAAGAAGAAAAAUGUGAAGAAACAAGCAAAGAAUGUAUUGAUCAACACAACAAGUUCUUCAUUUUUCCCUUCCAGCAACGUAAGCUCAACUUUUGUAUUCGAAACUAAACAUUCCAAAAAGAAUACGAAACAAGCCAUGAUCAACGCCAAUCAAUUACCUUUACAAAUUCCAAAAUCAAACCACCAUUCCACAUCUUUCAAUAAUGUUCAACUCACCUGCUCUAAUGCUCCUCCUAACAGUUUCCAACAAUUUAACAUGUUGGUUUCAACUAAAGUCAUUCCAUUAGUAGAUUAUUCCCCAACCAAUUUAUCAACCCUUUCAAGCAGUUCAUCACUUUCGAAUACAGUUCAAUCUCCUGUUACUGAGUUUGAUGCUUGUUCAGUUCAGAAUAGUCCAAAAUUAUCAAACGAAACUUGUUUCAAUAAUACGAUACAGAAAAUUGAAAAGUCAAAUAAGAUGAAGAAACACAAUAGAACUGCAAUUUCUAUCAGAGAAUUAUUAAAUUAAUAAACAAUAAAUCAUCUAACGUUUCAGUUG
Molecule: messenger RNA, 731 nt
Organism: Naegleria gruberi
Lineage: Eukaryota; Heterolobosea; Eutetramitea; Acrasida; Naegleriidae
Exons: 2
Coding region: 24-701 (225 amino acids)
Source: RefSeq, a predicted model, not a curated record